Lytechinus variegatus (green sea urchin) is the source of this 435-nucleotide messenger RNA. Its product is annotated as lysozyme-like. Gene Ontology annotation, molecular function: lysozyme activity. Lineage: Eukaryota; Metazoa; Echinodermata; Echinoidea; Temnopleuroida; Toxopneustidae. The transcript has 4 exons. The annotation marks the transcript as partial. The record is from RefSeq and is a predicted model, not a curated record.
AUGACUAUCUCGCUCCCAACUCCUGUUUCACCCGACUGUCUAGCGUGUAUCUGCAAGGUCGAAUCCGGGUGUACAAUACCUGAUCCUGUUUGUCAUGAUGAUGUUGGCUCACUUUCAUGCGGCCCAUACCAGAUAAAAGAAGCAUACUGGAAUGAUGCGCGGUUAAGAGGAGGUGAACUCAAGGGCUCUUGGAUGAAUUGCACGGCUGAAUUUGAAUGCAGCGAGCAGGCGGUACAAGGCUACAUGGCGCGGUAUGCUACUUUCCAACGCCUCGGACGUCAACCAACUUGCCAGGAUUUCGCCCGUAUACACAAUGGUGGUCCAGAUGGCUAUGACGAAGAUGGUACCUUGGGAUAUUGGGAAAACGCUUUUGGUCGUUAUGAAGAGUGCCGAUGUGCAGCAGGUGAACCACACAAAUGGGGAGAAGAGGAAGAA